CGCUCCUUAUGUGGGUCACGUGACAUGGGGAAAAAUGGGAGAAGGAAGGCGGCUCGAUAAAGAACGCUCCAAGGACUUUUCUCCAGAACAAACAUCUUUACUCAACUGUCGGAAAAGUGCUGAUGCGUCAAAAGCUGCUGACAAAGCCAGAGAGUGAAUCAUUUGGUGGGGAGAAAGCUCAUAUGGCAUGUUAUUUUUCAACCAAACAUGAAAUGUCUUCAUUUUUGGCAGGAUGUUUUUGAAAAUGGCUUAAGAGAUGAAAUACAAAAAGUGGACGCUUGGAAUUAGAAGAGCAACUGUGAUGGGAGCAAGAGACGACGUACACAUGAAUUAAUAAUCCGCAAGCAAGAGAAAGCGCAGUGACGAUGAAGCUGAACGAACGCAGCGUGGCCCACUACGCCACGUGUGACUCGCCGCCCGACAAGACGGGCUUCCUGUUCAAGAAGGGCGAGCGCAACACGGCUUACCAUCGCCGCUGGUUCGUCCUAAAAGGCAACAUGCUCUUCUACUUCGAGGAGCGCGACGGCCGCGAGCCCAUCGGCCUCAUCGUCCUAGAGGGCUGCACCGUGGAGCUCUGCGAGUCGGCCGAGGAGUUCGCUUUCGCCGUCAAGUUCGACUGCGCUCGGGCUCGCGUGUACAAGAUGGCGGCCGACAGCCAGGCGGCCAUGGAGUCCUGGGUCAAAGCGUUGUCGCGGGCCAGCUUUGACUACAUGAGGCUGGUGGUCAAGGAGCUGGAGAGGCAGUUGGAAGAGAUCCGAGAGGCGGGCGGCGGAGUCCCACAAAGCAGGCCCAGGUCAUUCAAGCGAGUGUCCAAAUCACGAUCGUCGUCAUCGUCGUCGUCCUUGUCGACGUCGUCCUCCUGCUCUGGACAGAAGAACCACCAGGAUGAGGGCCAGCUCAUGUCCGGAGGUCCCAAGGAGAACGGCGUGGCCUGGAGCAAAGCGCAACCCGGCUUGGCUAACGGUUCCUCUGAGGCAGCUAACUCCUGUGUAGCCUGGGAGGGCGGGGCGGACGGGGCGAGUGCCAAUGGGGCCAGGGCUCCCCCGGUGCCCCCUAGAAGAAGAGGAGCAUCUCUGGAGAGCCCCUUCUCACCCGGCACCGGAUGUUUCUCCAAGCUCCACGACUGGUACGGACUCGAGGUGGAGGAACUGAGGGCCCAGUGGCUGCAGAGUCAGUGAAGCCAUUGAGACGGGUCUAGUUAUCCAAAAAUAUUUCAUUCCGUUGUUCCCUUUUCCAGGGUGGAAGUGGAAACUGAACAGUAUCCCCCAAGUGCUAAAAGCAGACUACACCCUUGAAUGUUUUUAAUCUUCAUCACGAGCCACUUUUAAUACUGCCUAUAAAAGCCCUCCACCCCCCAAAAAAACCGAAUCAUUCGAAGUCCCCCUAUUAUUUUUUUGGGGAGGUAGUUGCCAGUUUCGCACCAACUGUGUGAAAGCAGGCAUUUUUCGCCUUUGGUGGUAGUCACCACUUCUUUGUAGCGGUUACUUUCCACCUUGAUAUAAACGGCAGCAAGACAGAACAAUGGCACAAAGUGGACCAAGCAAUUGUCCCCCUUUGACUAGUUGCCAGUUUUCAACAUUUUUUCACCUCUUCUGAAUCGGGAAGGCAACAGCACAAUUUUAUGCUUUUAUGGGUAGUUGCCACUUUUAAAGGACUUGAUUUUGCUGACUUGCUUGUGUUGCCGUAGUGUAAAAGCACCUUUGUGUACAAUCUGAGAUCAUGCAAAGAAAAUUAAAGAAAUAUUCCUUUUUCUUCACCUUUGCUUCAAAACAAGUCAGUGCAAUAUUGAUAACAUUGUCAUUUUGCUCAAUUGUGAUUUUGUGCCUCUGUUCAAUUUGUAUUUUAUUUUGUUACAACUUGCCAGUCAAGUGACUCAGAAACAACUACACGCUGCUGCAGAAACACAAGUGACAACAACUACUAUAAUCAAUAUAUUCCAUUUCAUUCAGCCUUGACUCAUUAUUUCCUCCAUCGUUCCAUUUAAAAGUUUUCUUUACGCUACAUAGAUGUUUUCUAUUUAUUGAUGUUUGCACGCACGUUUGGAUGAAAGGUGGUGGGUGAAUUGUUUAGUUUGCACCCCACCGCUCAUGUUCUCUCUCAGCGCACGAUGCAAUCAUCUCUUUCCCUCACAGGUAUUAUUGAAGGAUAUCUGACUUCUUGUUUCCUCUUCCAUGUUGGAAGUUUUUUUUUGUCUUAUGCCAGUGUUCAGCAAAACGGGCUCGUUCCGUAGUGACUCAAUACACAUUUACAAAGCCUCCACUUUGCUGUGUCACUUGCGUUGAUGUUUGUUUUUUGACAACUAUUACUUUGGUCCAGUGUUGUCUAUGGACCGGUUCUGACGUGUUCCGACGGUGGCUGGGUGGCUUCAGUCCGUGUCAUUGCACAGCAUUGUGAUGAAUGUUACAGACAUGGUGCAAGAGGGAGGUUGUUGUUGUUUGCAUGCAUGUUAACUUUAAGUAUGAUGGGAUGUCUUACAAUUUAAAAGUGCCAUUUUUAAACCAUAUGAAUAAUAAUUGUAGCAUAAUCAAAAGUGCCAAAUUACAACUCAUUUAACUUCAUUGAUUGUUUUUAUAGAAGUUAUUGUGAUUUUUUUUUUUUUAAAUUGCACAUGAUGGUAUAUUCAAAUAUCUGCCAUAAAAAUACAAUUGCGUCUAUGUCUUAUUGAUUUAAUUUAGCAUAUGCCGUUACUUCUGCUAACACUCGUCUGUUGUCACAAUAAUUCCAUAAAUGCAAAUGUAUGUACGAUGAUGUGUGCUAAUCAAAUGUGACAAAUGGAUGGUGUAGUUUUUAAGGGCUUUUUUUAAUUACAUUUUUUAAUGUCAUGCCAUCAUUUAAAACUAAUAUCAAGCAUUCUGCGAUGAUUAUGGUACAUGAAAUAUAUUUAAUCACCAACCGUAAGCAACCCAAUAAACCUUCAACAGUAUUCUGAA
Messenger RNA from Syngnathus acus (greater pipefish), 2930 nucleotides. RefSeq names its product PH domain containing endocytic trafficking adaptor 1 (gene pheta1). The record is from RefSeq and is a predicted model, not a curated record. The coding region runs from base 366 to 1178 and encodes 270 amino acids. The transcript is spliced from 3 exons. Gene Ontology annotation, cellular component: recycling endosome; trans-Golgi network; early endosome. Gene Ontology annotation, biological process: endosome organization; receptor recycling; retrograde transport, endosome to Golgi. Lineage: Eukaryota; Metazoa; Chordata; Actinopteri; Syngnathiformes; Syngnathidae.